AUGUCUUUCUCACGCUCUCGUGUUGUUCGGUCGUCUAGUCAGGGAGAGAUUGGGCUGUUCAACCAUACUCUGCCGAUCGAGUCUCCGGUGUCUUUCUCUGAGAAGAAAGGCCCUGCUCCCAUCACUACCUCAAAGACGGUUAAAGAGUAUUCUCAGCCUCCAGUAUCGGCAGAGAAGCAGCAGACUCGCCACUGUAUAUUCACGUUGGGAUCGCCUGAGAGGGAGAAUAACGAUGCACGGCCGAAGAACAAGAAGCCUGAUAAUGGGUUUGGAGAGUUUCUCAAAGCUUGUUUCUUGUGCAAGAAGAAACUCCUUCAGGACAAGGAUAUUUACUUGUAUGGUCACCUAGGUGCAUUUUGCUCACCUGAAUGCCGAGAAUAUCGGAUGGAUUUGGAUGGGUUUGAUCAAGAAAUUGCUAAAGAAACAUCAGCAAGGUUGGAAACAGCAUUAGGAGGAAAGUUCUACACCAAAGAAGUGCGGAAGCUGGGGUUUCGCUGUUAA
This is a messenger RNA of Hevea brasiliensis (rubber tree), 501 nucleotides long. RefSeq lists its product as uncharacterized. The transcript is spliced from 2 exons. Bases 1 to 501 code for a protein of 166 amino acids. The record is from RefSeq and is a predicted model, not a curated record. Lineage: Eukaryota; Viridiplantae; Streptophyta; Magnoliopsida; Malpighiales; Euphorbiaceae.